Molecule: messenger RNA, 2696 nt
Organism: Eurytemora carolleeae
Lineage: Eukaryota; Metazoa; Arthropoda; Copepoda; Calanoida; Temoridae
Product: RE1-silencing transcription factor B
Exons: 5
Coding region: 391-1284 (297 amino acids)
Biological process (GO): regulation of gene expression
Cellular component (GO): nucleus
Source: RefSeq, a predicted model, not a curated record
UAUCUGGUCCAGGAAAGGUCUAAGAACAAGAACUUGACCGAGUCCUUGACGCCGAGUACUCAAAAAUACGACCACAGAUCCCAUUGAUGUCAUGAUAUUUAUAAGGAUGCUUAUAGCAAAUAAAUAUUCAAAAGUAUUUAAGUCAAUAUUUACGAAUAUCUAGUACAUCAAGAUAAAAAAUAAAUUACAUUUUUUUCUUUGGUCGAUUUUUUCUCUUUCAUUAGUUUUUCUUUGUUUUUAUUUUCGACAUUUUCUUCAUUUUGAAAUGUGGCCUGACUGGCUUCUUUUUCUGUAUUUUUUUUUUCAAGAUUUCUCCAUUGUGUACUUUUCAGAAUAAAUGACUGUUCGCUUCUCUAACACUUUGUUCCUUAGAUUGGUUUUGGUCUCAGAAUGCAGAUGGAGCGAAACUAUCAUUGUGAUGAGUGUGAAUACACAACAACAAGACCAUCGUUUUUGAGGCAACACAAGGAGUGCAAACAUGAAGGAGUAAGGUAUCCCUGUGUUUAUUGUGGUUUUGCAGCAACACGGAAACGUGAAUUAAGACUGCACACGGAGGCAAAACACGAGGGAGUGAGGUAUCCUUGUGAUAAAUGUGAAUAUAGUGCGGUUAAAUUAUCAUAUUUAAAAGAGCACAAAGACCGUAAACAUGAAGGGGUUAAAUACCCCUGUGACAUUUGUGAUUAUACAACAACACGUUUGUUAGAUUUGAGAAAGCACAAGGAGAGCAAGCAUGAAAAAGUUAGAUUUUCGUGCGAUCAAUGUGAUUAUGCCGCAACACGUUCAACACAUUUGAAAGUGCAUAAACAGAGUAAACAUGAAGGUGUAAGAUAUCCUUGUGAUAAAUGUGAUUAUAACGGUACGUUCAAAUCUGCUUUGAAAGUGCACAUCAGAAAACAUCAUAGCGGGAAAGAGGAGCCCGUUGUUAACAUUAAAGUUGAGCUGGAUCCAAUUAAAUAUGAAUCUGAACCUGAACUUAUGCAAUGUGAACCUGAUCUUGUAGAAUAUGAACCUGAACCUGAUCCUUUGAAGCACGAACUUGAACCUGAUCUUGUCAAACAAGAACCUGAACCUGAUCUUGUGAAACAAGAACCUGAACCUGAUCUUGUGAAACAAGAACCUGAACCUGAUCUUGUGAAACAAGAAUCUGAACCUGAUCUUGUGAAACAAGAAUCUGAACCUGAUCUUGUGAAACAAGAAUCUGAACCUGAUCUUGUGAAACGAGAACCUGAAAGUGGAGAUGAUGAUGAUGAAAGAACUGGGAUUGAUCCUCUUCAUGAAUACUGAUCGAUUAUAGACAUAAUUUCCAUUUUUAGAAUAGCACGUUUGAUUCACAGUGGUACUCUAAACCAUUUGAUCAAGAAUUAAUAAGGCAUGACAUCCUUCAGUUUCCCUCUGAAAAUUAGUUAUAUUAAAUUGUGGUUUCUUUUUAUAAAUGUCUUACGGAUUUAUGCUAUUGAGACAAGGAAGUAAAAUGUUUAAAGAUAGAAAAACGAAGAAAUCUAUCUCUUUGUUGCUAAGAUUAAGAGGUUUCAGGAUAUAAUAUUUUCAACCUGAAUGCCACUCUAUUAAAGGAGGAUCAUUUAAAUUUUGUUUUCGCUUUAGAGUAAUUUCAAGUAAACCCUUUAUUUAAAGAUUUAUCCACUGCACCCUUGAAACCUUUACGUAAGGUUAAUUCUGUCCAUUUCCUCCCUGCUCUCAGCAAUUUAAAAUGCUCGAAAUAAUGAUUAGAUAAAAGUUUAAAGGGUACCUUUGUGAAUUGGACAUUUAAAGGGACUGCCCUCUAAUGUGCACAAUCUGAUCUUAAUGAAAAAUUAGAGGGGGCAAUUUCAGUCGAGUAGCUAAAUAUCUGAUAGUUUGAAGUAAACUUUAGUUCAACAUUUGUCAACAGACAUCCAUGGUCUUGGUUAAUCUUGAUUAUAUAAAUUCAAAUAUUACAUGUUUCAGAAUAAUGGUAAAUAAUUGUAGGGUGGCAGGAUGUAACUCCGCCUCCACUGUAAAGCAUAAUCCCUUGAGCAGAGCUCAGAUGGAAAAAUGGAGUUUAGCAAUAAAGUACAAUCGGAGAUUGCCAAACAAAGUGGUAUAUUUUAAAGUAUGUUCCAAACACUUCUCGAUGGAUCAAUAUGAUGGUGAUCUUCAUACGAGAAAGCGACGUAUUACGGAAGCUUCUCUUCCUUCUCUUCCUGAUAAAGAAUUGGCUCCUCGUGAAGUAAUUUAUUUAAAAGAAUCGGAUUGUUUUUCGGUUUCAUCAAAAAUCAGAAAGGUUGAUGGUACUAUAUCUCAUAACUUGGCAGAUCCAAUUAAAUAUGAAUCUGAACCUGAGCUAAUGCAAUGCGAACCUGAUCUUGUAGAAUAUACACCUGAUCUUGUGAAAUAUGAACCUGAACCUGAUUUUGUGAAAUGUGAACCUGAUACUUAUCUUGUGAAACAAGAACCUGAAGCUGAUCUUGUGAAACAAGAACCUGAACUUGAUCUUGUGAAACAAGACCCUGAACUUGAUAUUGUAAAACAAGAACCUGAACCUGAUCUUGUAAAACAAGAACCUGAACAUGAUCUUGUAAAAAAUGAACCUGAAAGUGGAGAUGAUGAAAUUGAUCCUCUUCAGGGAUACUGAUCAAUAAAGUGAUUUUUGUUCAACUGAAAGGGACUGUUCAAUUUCAAGAGACCUUCUUUUUUAAUAAUAAUAUAGUUGAUUCACA